Polychytrium aggregatum is the source of this 928-nucleotide messenger RNA. RefSeq names its product 13 kDa ribonucleoprotein-associated protein. The transcript has 4 exons. Gene Ontology annotation, biological process: ribosome biogenesis; mRNA splicing, via spliceosome; maturation of SSU-rRNA. Gene Ontology annotation, molecular function: RNA binding. The record is from RefSeq and is a predicted model, not a curated record. Gene Ontology annotation, cellular component: U4/U6 x U5 tri-snRNP complex; precatalytic spliceosome; nucleolus. NCBI's taxonomy places the organism in Eukaryota, Fungi, Chytridiomycota, Chytridiomycetes, Polychytriales. Bases 156 to 539 code for a protein of 127 amino acids.
GCGCAUUUUUUUCUUUGGUGUUUGGCGAAAAGCACAUCCGCUUCCGCAUCCGACCUUCGACCUGAUCUGCACCCGACGGCCGUCCUGAUCUGCACCUCCCCCCGACCAGCACCCAGCAUCGCGCAUCCCCACGCAUCCCCCAACCUCCCAGCAACAUGUCCGGCACCGUCAACCCCAUGGCCUUCCCUCUCUCUGAUUCCCAGCUGACCACCAAGAUCCUUGAUCUGGUCCAGCAGGCGUCCCACUACAAGCAGCUCAAGAAGGGUGCCAACGAGGCAACCAAGACCCUCAACCGCGGUAUUUCUGAGUUCAUCAUCAUGGCCGCCGACACCGAGCCCCUCGAGAUCUUGCUCCACCUGCCCCUCCUCUGCGAAGACAAGAACGUCCCAUACGUCUUUGUUCCCUCCAAGCAGGCCCUCGGCCGUGCCUGCGGUGUCUCUCGCCCCGUCAUUUCCGCCUCCGUCACCACCAACGAGGGUUCGGAGCUCAAGUCCCAGAUCAUUGCCAUCAAGAACGAGAUCGAGAAGCUGCUUGUCUAAAUCUCGGCGCAUGUGCCUCAGCGAUCUAUAGACCAAACCAUCCGACUUCAUUUUCGUUCGAGGAACGGCUCAGCUGGCCGAUUCGGCCGUCUUGUUUCCGAGGCAAUGCGAUGUGCAUCUAGAUCGUAGACUGAACAGGCAGGCGACCUUCCCACCAACCGCUGGUAGCGGUGGGGACUGCUCUCUGUGCUUGUCUAUCGCUUGGGUGCCGUCGUUUUGGAUCGAGCAUGACGCUGAGACGGUCAGCUCUGCAAGGGAAGGCUCCCUCCUCCCUGUCCCGUUCCUCGCCUUUCUUUCUCUGAUGAUCCGUUUGCGUGAAGAGGUUGUAGAUAGUUUUUUCAUCGCAAUAUUUCAUCCCAAUAAUACCAAAAACCCUGCUGAGGACGCCG